Penicillium malachiteum is the source of this 843-nucleotide messenger RNA. RefSeq names its product aldo/keto reductase family protein. Gene Ontology annotation, molecular function: oxidoreductase activity. The transcript has 2 exons. Lineage: Eukaryota; Fungi; Ascomycota; Eurotiomycetes; Eurotiales; Aspergillaceae. The coding region runs from base 1 to 843 and encodes 280 amino acids. The record is from RefSeq and is a predicted model, not a curated record.
AUGUCUACAAUUAAUGAUCUUCUACCACUUCCCAACUCCACAGAGCGCAUCCCGCGCCUGGGUUUUGGUGUCUACCGUUCCCCAGCAAGCCAGUGCGUGAAAUCCGUGCACAGGGCAUUGGAGGUCGGAUACAGACACAUCGACACUGCGCAGCUCUAUGGCAAUGAAGCGGAAGUCGGUGAAGCUUUGCGCACUUCCGGCAUCUCUCGCGAAGAGGUCUUCCUUACUACUAAGAUCCUGGUCCCCGCUGGUUCUCCCGAAGCUACCUAUGAGAAGCUAGUAGAGAGCGUGGAGAAGGUCAGUGGACCUGGAGGUUAUGUGGAUUUAUUCUUAAUUCAUAGCUCCAAGUCAGGACCUGCUGGUCGCAAACAUUUAUGGCAGGCACUGGAGAAGCUACAACAGGAAGGAAAGACGAAGAGCAUUGGUGUGAGCAAUUUUGGAGUUCAGCAGAUUGAGGAGAUGCGGGCAUAUGCCAAGGUGUGGCCUCCACAGGUGAAUCAGAUUGAGCUUCACCCUUGGUGUCAGCAACUGGAGAUCGAUGCAUACUGCAAGCGCAAUGGCAUUAUUGUCGAGGCCUACUCCCCCAUCGUACGCAACUAUAAAGCGAAUAACCCGACUCUGGUUGAAGUGUCCAAGAAAUACAAUAAAACCACCCAGCAAGUUCUGAUCCGAUAUGCGCUUCAGAAGGGAUGGGUGCCAUUGCCCAAGAGUGACGAUCCAGAGCGCAUUGCUGCGAAUGCCGACGUGUUCGACUUUAAUCUCAGCGGAGAGGAUAUGGACGUGUUGAAUUCGCUCGACCAAGGAGCGGAGGGUGCUAUUGUCGAGGCUGUGGUGAACGAGUGA